AACUAACGUACGAAUAACAUUAUUGUACACCACUAAAACAAGAGUGAAAUUUGUGAAUGGAAAGGCACGUUUUGGGGGAAGGAAAAACCAAGCAAAAGCCUACCAUGAUCACGCGUACAUCCACUGGGGAGCUGUAUCUCUUGCUCUUUUUCUGAGUGUGUGUGUGUGUGAUAAAUGUAUUAUGCGACUGAGGUGUACCAUGGAGACGCACCUUUGCUUCAGGUGCUUUAGUACGGUGAAAUACCUCUAACGAAAGUGAUAACAGCAAAGCAUGAGAUAACAGCAAAAUGAGAUGAGAUAAACAGUUCGCAAUGUGCGCUACACAUGCAAAGGCAGGAAAAUCGAUCAUUUCGCCAUAUUGUGUGCGCGUGUGUGUACACCACCAAUGUUUCACAGUUAAUUCCGGCAGCGAUCGUGACCUGAAACGUGUGCGAUACGUGUGAGAUGACGAGUGCGAAUGUGCGGUACAGUGUGCGAGUGCAAUACCUGCUAGAAAUUGGAUCCGAGGGAGUGCUUUUGCGCUUUUGUUUGCGUCUGACGUAACGUGUACGGAUAGAUGAGACGGUGACGUACCCGCGUCUGAAGGUGCCUUUAUUAGUCGGAUUCCUAAUUGACGGUUCGUCUCGACGUCUGUUCCAAAACCCGAACCCAGCGAACAGGUGACUCUAGGGACGAAAUCUAUUAAAAAAAAAACAAACAAAACAAACGACGCAUAAAAGGGAAAGAAACGACAGUGAGUGUGCGUGUGUGUGUGCGAUUACGUGAGAAGUAGAAAACGUGCCAACCUUCGGCCAACGUCGAUGAGUCCCGAUGACGCUGUCUCGGGAGCAUCAUGCAUCGCUCCUGCUGGUGAUCGUCGUGGUCGCGUGUGUUGCUGUCAACGUUACUGACGGCCAGUACUAUACGACGCGUGAUCCACGAUGGUACUCGCGGGAAGGUGACUUCAACUACAAAAUACCAAACCCGGGCGAUCCAGACUAUCGAACUUACACAUUCAACAACCGUCGGUACGGUUAUUACCAACCGAAUGGCUAUGGUCAACAGUACCCAGGACAGAGUCUUCCCGGGCAGUAUCCCACCAACACGGGGCUAGGCGAUGAUCGUUUCAAGUAUGAUCCGACCAACCCAACACUCGCCCAAACACCUUUUCCCGGUGUGCUCGGUGGUUGGCGGGAAGAUCUCCAGGGUAAGUUGCGCCGAGAUUCGAUGCAACUCGAGCGUGACGUGUUUGUGACGACCAACUACGGACAGGUGCAGGGAUUCAUCGUCUACCUGUACGAUAAUCCGGACCCAAAGAAUCUGUACCGUCCCUGGCACAGCAAUGUCGAUCGUAUCAUGGGCAAGUGCUCCACGUUCCUGGGUAUUCCGUACGCGCUACCACCGACAUUCGAGGGACGUUUUAAACCACCACGACAACAUCGGGGCUGGCAGUUGGUGCAGGCCGUCGACUAUGGUCCUGCCUGUCCACAGCCGGUACAGUAUACGGGCGCUACCAAAGGCAUCCGUGAUAUGGACGAGGAUUGUCUGUAUCUGAACAUCUUCUCACCUAAUACACAAGCAGGCGUGGCACAACGGUUCCCCGUCAUGAUCUACAUCCAUGGUGGAGAAUUUAUUCGUGGAGCUUCCAACACCUUCCCGGGACAUAUGCUAGCCGCGUUCUACGAUGUUGUUGUCGUCACGUUCAACUAUCGACUGGGAGCGCUCGGGUUCCUGUCAACUGGAGAUGAAAACUCCCCCGGUAACUACGGCAUCCUCGAUCAGAUCAUGGCCGUCCGGUGGGUGUACGAAAAUAUCGAAUCGUUUAACGGUGAUCGUAACUCGAUCACACUGUUCGGUCCCGGUGCAGGCGGUGCUUCCGCCGGUCUGCUAAUGGUAGCACCGCAAACGAAAGACAUCGUAACGCGUGUAAUCGGACAGUCUGGAUCUGCGCUGGCCGAUUGGGCGUUGAUCGUGGACAAGUGGCGAGCACAGAAUACAAGCCGAGUCUUUGCACAGAACGUCGGUUGCUCGAUCGAAACGUCCUGGAAGAUGGUGAACUGCAUGCGCAAUGGACGCAGUUCGUACGAGCUGGGAAAUGCCGAGUUCCCUCCACACGUUGGUCUGUUUCCGUGGGGCCCGGUGCUCGAGAAUAACUUCACCUUCCCGGGCGAUAGUUGGUACGAAGGAUGGAAUGAGCGUGAUUGGCACUUUUUAGCGGAAACACCGGAAAGUUUGAUCCGUCGGCGACACUUUAACCGUGGGCUACAUUACAUGAGCGGCGUAACACUGCAGGAGGCAGCAUUCGUGAUUACGGGCAAUAAAUCGUUGGCCCCUUACUUUGAAGUGGAUGAGCAAUUCUUCGACCAGAAGGUGCGCGAACUGGUACUACGCUAUAACUACACGCUUAAUCUGAACGGGACGUAUGAGGCGAUCAAGUACAUGUACACGCACUGGCCAGAUCCGAAGAACACUACCUUUAUACGGGAGCAGUACAUCAAUCUCCUGUCAGACUUCCUGUAUCGGGCACCGACAGAUAAGCUGAUCAAGUUGCUAGUCGAACAGAAUGUACCCGUGUACAGUUACGUGACGAACACCACCAUCGAGGGUCUGAAGCUUGCGGAAUGGUGUAAGGUGCCGCACGACAUCGAACACUACCUUCUCGCCGGUGCUCCGUUCAUGGAUAUCGAGUUUUUCCCGAAGCGCGAACGCUUCGAUCGACUGAUGUGGACGGACAAUGAUCGUAACAUGAGUCACUUCUUCAUGAAGACCUACUCUGACUUUGCGCGGUUCGGUAACCCGACACCGACGCAGGUGCUUGGCCUUUACUUUGAGAAGGCACGCAACGGAGAGUUGCGAUAUCUUAAUCUGAACACGACGUACAACUCGACGAUUAUGAUGAACUUCCGACAGACGGAGAGUGCUUUCUGGAUGGAGUAUCUACCGACGGUCGUUGGCGUACUGAUACCCACCUAUCCACCGACAACAGAGUUCUGGUGGGAACCAAAGGAACCCCUACAGAUCGCGUUCUGGAGUUUAGCUGCUGCUUGUCUCAUACUGUUGGUACUAGUCGUGAUGUGCUGUAUGAUGUGGCGCAGUGCAAAAAGAGAAUCUGAUCGCCUCUACGACGAAGCCGUCUUUGGGAUGGACAAUCCCGAAUCCGAGCGAGACACGGUGAUGGAGAACAACAUGCUACAGGCACAGCCACUCCGUGGUCCGUCAGGUAAUAUCUACGAGUAUCGUGACUCUCCGUCCAAGUACAGCAAGAUGCCACCGGACGGUGGUUCCAUCCGGUCGCCCAGCAGUCUCGGCAUGACGCAGGUCACCGGGAAGAGUGGUCUUACCGGCAGCCAAAGUUCGCUACGCAGUGCCAUUUCGAUGAAGGAAUCAACCUCCAUCUCACCACCACCGUCGAAGGAGUCCAACUUUGACCGGAACAUCAAGUACGCCGGUGGAACGGCGGACGUGCAAACGGAAUCGAUCCAGCGCAACGGAAAGUUCCCGAGAUCCGAUUCGAAGAAUCUGCUGGCGACCGAUGCCCGAUCGCAGCGCGAUCUUGGCGGUGCUACAUCGCCGAUGAGCGAAACGUCCAUUACGGCGGGCAGUGUAUUGGGUCGCUCGCAGCAAAUAACUCCCGUUCCAUCGAGCCGCGGUGGUGGAAUGAAGAGUAACAAUGCCAGCCGAACUAACCUGAUCGAAGGCAUUCCCCAGACAGCGGUUUAGUAAGAUAGUUUCGAUUAAGUUAGUUUUAUUUUAUUGUUUUUUUGUUCGUUUUUUUCAUUUUCGCUUCCACUCUUACACGCACAUGCACUUUUUGUUGUAUGAAGUAGUAAGGGGAAGUAUUAUCGUACCACUAUACCCCAUCACAUUUUAGUGUCGAAAUUGCAAGUUGUCGAGUGCUUCGGUGUUCUUCAGGAAGUUGCGAAUUUCAACCGCCCUGUAAGGCGUUACCGGCACCUCCACAACGGCAAUGAAAUAGUUUUAGCGUUCGGCAAUCGUACUAUAGCUUUGUAAGUCCAGUUAGAACAAGCUAGAGGGUAAGUUUUAAACCUAACCUAAGUGUGGGAUGUUUAGAUCUACAAUAGAUUGUCCCAACAUCCCAGAGCGUUUUACGUAAGCGACUGGCACAAAGUGCCUUUGAGAGCAAAUCGGAAAGAUGUAAGCGAAUGUGUCGUCCUUCGUCGUUCAUAGUCGAAUGUCACAGACGCACAAAAAACGGACACAUCGCACUUUUAUGCGUCGCAUAAACCGCUGUGUUCUACGCCUUAUCCGUUGCGAUUCUUGUUAGCUAGCGUUUAAGUUUGGUGAGUUAGAGUUUAGCGGUGUGUUUCACGUGUUACGUGUUUUCAUUUGUACAUAAUCGAAUGCAUCUCGUGUUAUCGUGUCAGUGUAUCCGUCCAAUUGCGUGUUUAGUUUCAUCACCGUGACCAACGUUCAUUUCAUCCAUGUGUAGUGUUGUGUUUGUCCCGCGUGUUUCAAGCUAAGCUCUAGUUUUAAUUUAACCUUUAGCUUAGUUUUAUACGUUUGCCUAUUGCUAGGCGGUUUUUAGUUGCUAUUUCUGUGCGCUUAUUUCUUCAUCUUCCUUGAUCUUCUUGAUCCGUGGCAGAUCGUUGCAGUAGCAUUUAUCAGUAUACUUGUAUUUUUUUUUUUGGGCCAAACUGUGCAAAUAUUACCGUAUUUCGGGUCCACUCGGAGUGUGCAACGGGUGUGAUAAGCUUUUUUUUUAUCCGUCCCUACUAACUCCUGAGUGGUUCCCUCUACUUACAAACUUUAUUAAGAUUAGUUCUACUCGUUCUUUAAUAUGUACUACCCCUUACGCUUAAUAUUCAACCCUACUUUUACUAUGCUGUUGUUUGUUAUUUUUCUUAUAUUUUGCAACUACUUUUGCAUCGUUUAAUGUAACCCAUUUUAUCACGAGCUAGCCGUAAGUGUCCUUAGGUAAGAAGCGUAAGAAGUGUUUUCUUCCCAAAAAAAAAAAGUUCAAAAACAAAACCAGCGAAUGUUAAUGUACAUAUAGUUUCGUUUCGCUUCAUACUUACCAUUUAAGUAUUACGUGAUUGACACAAAGUAGCUAGUAAUCCCGAGCGCGAGCUUAGUGUAUUUGUUUCUACGGUUGUAAAAUCCAUUUGUUCGUAGUACUGCGUCUAGGUUUCGUUGUCAUUUUGGGAGCUGUGGACAGACUAAAUAAAACAAAAAAAGAUUGAAUAAAGAAUACAUUUUAUUUUAAAACACAAAACAAUUUUAA
This is a messenger RNA of Anopheles funestus (African malaria mosquito), 5221 nucleotides long. It is a transcript of the gene Gli, whose product is annotated as acetylcholinesterase. The transcript is spliced from 8 exons. NCBI's taxonomy places the organism in Eukaryota, Metazoa, Arthropoda, Insecta, Diptera, Culicidae. Gene Ontology annotation, cellular component: septate junction; cell surface; tricellular tight junction. Bases 811 to 3699 code for a protein of 962 amino acids. The record is from RefSeq and is a predicted model, not a curated record.